Molecule: messenger RNA, 1785 nt
Organism: Ostreococcus tauri
Lineage: Eukaryota; Viridiplantae; Chlorophyta; Mamiellophyceae; Mamiellales; Bathycoccaceae
Product: Nucleoporin protein Ndc1-Nup
Exons: 2
Coding region: 1-1785 (594 amino acids)
Biological process (GO): nuclear pore organization
Cellular component (GO): nuclear pore transmembrane ring
Molecular function (GO): protein-macromolecule adaptor activity
Source: RefSeq, a predicted model, not a curated record
AUGGACACCCGUUGGUUCACGCGCGACGUCGCCGAGCUCAGGCUCUGGCGAUGCGUCGGUGUCGUUGCGUGGUCCGCCCUGGCCACCUUCUCAGCGGCGCUCGCGUACUUCACAACGCUCGAUUUCUUCGGCGGUAGCUCCGAUGGGCGCUCGCGCGUCUUCACGGCGCUCGCGUACGCGCUGUUGCAGCUCCCGGCGAGCGCGGCGACGGCGCUGUGCGCGCGUGCGAGUAGCUCAGACUUCAUCCCAAACGGUGAGCGAGACGGAUGCGGCGUGGUGAAGGGCGAACGGAUCGGUGAACGGUUCGCAACGGCGAUGAUGCGAGAUGGGGCGACGAUAGGGGCGCUGGUAGGCGCGUUUGCGUGCUCAGGGAGUAUGGCGUGCUCGUUGACGGCGAGGUCGACCGCGGCAAGGUCAUUGGCCGGUACGUUCACCGUGAACGAGCGCGAUCCCGCGUUCGCGGCACAGUUUGGGUGCGUUCUGGGCGUGUUGACGGCGAUAUAUCUGUGGACGAAGGAUGGUUUCAUAGUGGCGUUUCCUACGAUCCAACGACCACGAGCGCUGCGUUUGAAACGCAGCUUCUUGCCGAGCGCGCGAGUUGGGUUAAUUCGCUCCUUGCACGCGUGCGCGGCGCACGUCGUUGUCGUCAUUACGAGUCGUUACGUCGCGCAACUCAGCGCGAAGUCAUCACGCGGUUUGCUAUUUGGCUCGGCGUCAUGCUGGGGUGCAGGUGCACUGGCGAGCACCUCUUGGGUGCUUGCGAUCCUUUGUGCGGAGUUCGUGCACACCGAGCGCUACGAGUUCAGACCGCAGAGCCUGGCGCAGGGUCCAAAGGUUGCGAGUGAGCCUCUUAUGGCGGCUUUGAACUAUUUCGAGAUUCCAUUCGUGCAGCACCUGGCGUAUUUGGACUUAUGUUAUGUCGCGGAGAGCGGUGGUCGUGGAAGGCGUCAGCUCAUUUACGGCGAUACCCCGGAUGCCGCUUGGUCGGUGGCGAUAUCAAACGCACUCGCGCCGCUCAUGAUGAUUUCCAGAGCGGUGAACAAGGCGAUGGAUCGUACCAUGUUGGCCGCAUUGCGAGACACAGAUGCGGACGCCGCGCAACGGAUCAGUGAGAAGUACGUCCAGAUGAACAUGCCGAAGCCGAAAUUUAAGCACGAGAGCGCUCAAACACAGCAAGCUUGGAAUGCUUUGAGACAGAGCGAAGCUCUGUCCGCGGACGUCGCGACGCGCGAGUUGCACGCCGUAGUGAAGUCGUUUGGUCAGUUAGCAGUUUGGGGAGCCCGCGCGUCAUCCUCACUUGCCGUUGCCGCAAGAAAGGAAGACGUUCGAGGUAACGCGCGCGUGAUCAAUCCGACGUUGAGUGCGAUCGUUCGAGCGCAGCUCAUCGCGUUGUUGGCGUGUAGGACGAUCAUCGAACAAGGUUCACCGCCUGUUCGCACGUCGAGUGGAUUUACGUCGAGCGAUUUGGCCUUGUCUUCAAAGGCAAAUUCCCUCGUUGCGCAGCGCGAUAGACUCGUCAACAGCGUCCUGUACUUCUUAGGUAUCACCGCGACGAAUAGAAAUACCGCAAACGGUGCCGUGACGCCGGCUUUCACGCCGGCGGUGGCGACGGCGAGAAGACUCUGCGACACCGUGGAGCUUGCCCUCGGAGCGCUCAUCGAGGAAUACGGUGUCGUUGAGAUUAAGGCCAUGCUCCGUGAAUCUGAGCGCUUUGGACCGCCCGAAUUCGGUACCCCGAAUGAAUUGUUCGAGGCCUUAGAAACCAUAGCCCGCGACUUGGCAUAG